AUGUCCUCGUGGAAGCUAAGGCUGCCCUCUAAUGUAACAAAGGCUGCGAAGCGUCAUCACGAGCUUGUCGACAUUGUUUUGAAUGCCUUGGAUACCUUGUCGCAAGAAAUUGAUGCGACGAAGAUCUACGUUCGGCUUUACGCAAAGUCCCCCCUUCUUCAAAGUGCAGUUGAGACACUGUAUGUUGCAGUCCUAGUGGCGAUCGAAGAGAUGAUCAGAUGGCUUGAAGAUCUCAUGAAGGACUUUGGCGGGUUCAGGGCAUGGCUCAAGUCGAUCUUCGCCGGUGACGACUACGGUUCUGAACUCCGAGAAAAGAUUACCACCAGCAUUGAGGAAGCUUCGACACAAUUUGACGAUGCAGUCAGAGAAUCCUUUCAUCUUAAGUUUGACGGUGUUGCCGAGGACAUAACUACACUUGGCAAUUCCUUUGACAAAUUUCAUCAAUUGCAGGGAGAUGAGUCGAAGAGGAGGGCCGAAGAAGCUAAACGACAAGAAGCAGAGGCGCAAAAGUCCUUUGAGGCAUUGAAAUCAAUCGAGAAUUUCCUUCAUGACAGGGCGCAGGAGUCUAAGUGGUGGAUGAAAGAGAUCGAAUCCUUGCGGGCAGAACUCAAUUUCCAACGUCAACAGCAGGUUCACCAGAUCACACACCACUACCACCUAUCGAUCCCCAAAGUCACGAUAUCACAAUUACUUUCGGCGCUUGGAUUCGGGUUAUUGGCGACUGCCGAGGCACAUGCUGCCUUUGCUAUACAGCGAGACUCGGAGUUCGUGUCCUUCAUGGGCAAAUCGCUGAACGCACAAAAGCAAGGCCGUAUUACCUCCAUCACGCAGGACUUCAGAUUUCAAGAUUGGUUCAAAUCUAUGAACUCUCAAGUCUUGACCGUUUGUGGCAUGGAUUUUGACGCAUUACAUACCGAUGUUGUCUCGCCCUUGAGCUACAUGUGUUCCAUACUGGCUCGGACACUUUCCCGCAUCAAUUGUGCUCGCCCUCUGGCAUUCUUCUGCCGUCUACACUGCGACCCAGACGGUGCUCUUUCUGGUCCCACUGGUUUGUUAAGGUCAUUGAUCUCACAAAUUGUUCUUUCUUCAUCGGAUCAAAUUGAGUUGGGGUUUCUAGCAGAGGCAGACUUGCAAACCAUUCGAAGUCAUGAUCUGGAAAUCCUAUGGGGCGUAUUCGAGAAUAUCGUAAACCAAUUGGGAUCCGGAGUUAUUUUUUGUAUGAUUGAUGGUGUGAACUUUCUGCAGAGUGAGUUGCACAUCCGGGGAAUGUAUCUGGUCAUGCAAUGGCUAGGAAUGCUAGUGAAGGACAUACAUGCGCGCAACAGCGGGCUUGUAUUCAAGGUGAUGGCGACGAGUCCAGUCGGGAGCGAGUAUUUCCGCGUGUGGUUUCCAGGUGCCAUGGAGAUUUCCUUGUCGGGAAGCUUUUUGUCUGAUGGGCUGGAACUUAACGAGCACAGGAUGACAUCGUUUGCGCAAGGCUCAUUUUCAUCUGCUUGA
Molecule: messenger RNA, 1497 nt
Organism: Colletotrichum lupini
Lineage: Eukaryota; Fungi; Ascomycota; Sordariomycetes; Glomerellales; Glomerellaceae
Exons: 4
Coding region: 1-1497 (498 amino acids)
Source: RefSeq, a predicted model, not a curated record